AUGAUCAUGAGCUCUUAUUUGAUGGACUCUAACUACAUCGAUCCGAAAUUUCCUCCAUGCGAGGAAUAUUCGCAAAAUAAUUACAUCCCAGACCACAGUCGAUAUUAUAGCCGGACCAGGGAGUCCAGCUACCAGCAUCACCCCGAGCUGUACCCCGUGCCACGACCCUCCUUCCCGACCGCCCGUUCAGCUGCGGGGGGCUCCCGGCCUCCCGGCAACCCGGCGGCGCUCCAAAGGGGACACGGGCAAACUCCAGGAGGCCAACACCUCUCAGAGAAAGCACAGCAGCUCUGCGAGCAGGCUGCUCUGUCCACCUCCUCCACCACUCCUUCCCCAGCCCCUCCAGCCUGCAACCAGCCAAACCCCGACCAUCCCACCAGCACAGCUUAACAGCCCAUAGUCUAUCCCUGGAUGAAAAAAAUCCACGUCAGUACUGUGAAUCCCAAUUACAAUGGAGGCGAACAGCGAUCCAGGACAGCCUACACCAGGCAGCAGGUUUUGGAGCUGGAGAAGGAGUUUCACUAUAACAGGUACCUGACCGCCGCGCGCCGCAUCGAGAGCGCGCACUCGCUUUGCCUCUCGGAGCGACAGAUCAAAAUCUGGUUUCAGAACAGGAGGAUGAAAUGGAAAAAAGACCACAGGCUGCCCAACACCAAGGUGCGGGCAGCGGCCGCCGUGCCCAGCGCGCCCACCCCCCCGCGCCCCGGCGAGCUCGGCCGCGGGCGAGGAGCUGCCCCCGGUGCCCACCCCGGACCCCCGCUCCGAGGAUAUCCACAGCCCUUCGCCGAGGACUCGGGGUUUCAGGGGGCGGCCAAAGUGGUUUCGCGGAGGGUUUAA
This is a messenger RNA of Chiroxiphia lanceolata (lance-tailed manakin), 837 nucleotides long. It is a transcript of the gene HOXC4, whose product is annotated as homeobox C4. NCBI's taxonomy places the organism in Eukaryota, Metazoa, Chordata, Aves, Passeriformes, Pipridae. Gene Ontology annotation, biological process: anterior/posterior pattern specification; embryonic skeletal system morphogenesis; regulation of transcription by RNA polymerase II. Gene Ontology annotation, molecular function: RNA polymerase II cis-regulatory region sequence-specific DNA binding; DNA-binding transcription factor activity, RNA polymerase II-specific. Gene Ontology annotation, cellular component: nucleus. The record is from RefSeq and is a predicted model, not a curated record.